AUGAAAAAGAAUGAAUUGAAAUAUCCUGUCGGGAAGUCCUUUGGAAGAGCUGAUAAAUAUAUUUAUCUGGAACAACAAGAAUUACAUCAGGGGUCUGAGAAUGCUAGUUCAUCGAAAAGAAAGUUAAAGGAAGAAGAGGAAGAAGAAAUUAAAUCAUCAUCUUGUUCCGACAAUGACGAAACAGAAGGAAGUGAAGAAAAUUUAAAUGAAAAGAAUCAACAGAACCAAGAGGCAUCCGAAGCAAACCCUCCUCCACAUCAAACAAGAAUUGAAAACAAUUCCUCUCUUGAACCUUCCAAUGGAGGGCGUCUUGUGUUCAAUAAUUGCUCACAUUUUACCAUAAACCUCAAUUAA
Naegleria fowleri is the source of this 354-nucleotide messenger RNA. RefSeq lists its product as uncharacterized. The coding region runs from base 1 to 354 and encodes 117 amino acids. The transcript has a single exon. NCBI's taxonomy places the organism in Eukaryota, Heterolobosea, Eutetramitea, Acrasida, Naegleriidae. The record is from RefSeq and is a predicted model, not a curated record.